Molecule: messenger RNA, 1233 nt
Organism: Aureobasidium melanogenum CBS 110374
Lineage: Eukaryota; Fungi; Ascomycota; Dothideomycetes; Dothideales; Saccotheciaceae
Exons: 1
Biological process (GO): regulation of DNA-templated transcription
Molecular function (GO): sequence-specific DNA binding; protein binding; zinc ion binding
Source: RefSeq, a predicted model, not a curated record
AACAACCUCAACUCCAUGUCCUUCGCCGCGCAAUCCCAGCACCACCAUGACGACGGCCAGUCCCAGUCCAACAUGUCGGGCAUCGGUGCUGGCCCUCUGCCCACUGGUUUCGGCAUGGGUCCUCCCUCAAAUGGCGGCAAUACUUUGACCGAGUUCACCAAGCGCAGGAACUGGUCGCAGCGUGUCAUCGAAGAGCUCAGAGACUUCCUCCACAUCCUUACUCCUGACGGUCGCAUCCUCUACGUCUCGCCCUCUGCAAAAACGCUCACCGGCUACGAACCACGAUACUUAGUCGGCAAGUUCAUCGGCGAGUUUGUGCACCCCGAGGACAGCGGCAUCUUCAUGCGCGAAUUCAACGAGUCCAUAGCUUCGGGAAACCCCUUACGCUUCUUUUACCGCUUCAAAAGAGAGGACGGCACAUACAUCAUCUUCGAAUGCGACGGUCAUCCACACAUCUCGUCCGACCAAGGAGCAUACGGACACAUGAGUGGCUCGGGUCAAGGCGCCAUGAGCGCCUCAGGCCUUUGCCGAGGAUUUUUCAUGAUGGCUCGCCCGUAUCCGACCAAGAAUGCCGCCUUGCUCGAUUCGUUCCUGGAGCACAAGAUUGAGAACGAGCGCUUAAAGAAAAGGAUCGAGGAACUAAAACGAGAGGAAGUCGAGGAGAAUCAGGUCCAAGAAAGACAGUGGCAAGAACAGUCUAGGCGUGAUCCGUCUGAAGCUGGCCGCAUGGAUGGCUCUAGUGAGCAUAGCAAAACACCAAACUACCAAGGCAUGCCGCCGCCUGCCAAGCCCCCGAUAUCAAACACUGCCCUCACGCGCCAAAAUCUCGACAGUGCUUUGUCAGCCCAACAGCCUGACAGUAUAGCAGACAAAAUGUCCCGUUAUGAAGGCUCGAAUCAUCUUGAGACUAUCGAAAUGCUCACUGGUUUGCGUUAUCGCGACGGCGAACGAAGUCACGGUAUUUCAACCGGUGAUACAUCGCCUGCCCUUAUUAGAGGCGAUGCCGGCAUCGCGAUUUUGCUUGACAGAGACCGUGAUGGCACUAAGGAGAAGAAAAAGAAACUCAAAGUCGCUGAAGAAUAUGUCUGCGCGGAUUGCGGAACCCUGGACAGUCCCGAAUGGCGCAAAGGACCUAAAGGGCCCAAGACGUUAUGCAACGCGUGUGGUUUACGAUGGGCCAAGAAGGAGAAGAAGAAAGCGGUCGGUGAUAGCGGUACGAAUUCGAAUGCUGGU